Fraxinus pennsylvanica is the source of this 1038-nucleotide messenger RNA. Lineage: Eukaryota; Viridiplantae; Streptophyta; Magnoliopsida; Lamiales; Oleaceae. The record is from the annotation of a GenBank genome assembly.
AUGGCUUCUUUCCCUCAAAACCAUUUCCAACAAUAUUUAGAACCACCACCGCAGCCACACCCACAGCAAUCCAAGCCCUUCAGGGAUUUGUAUGACAUGGAGGGUCAGAUUUCACAGCAAGUCACCUACUUCAGCAACCCUAAUCUCCCUGAUCAUCACCCCCCUUACAUCCCUCCUUUUCAAGUAGCAGGAUUGGCUCCUGGAGGGGUUCAAGAGGAAAAUGGGCUGGAUUUGCAGUGGAAUUUUGGGCAAGAGACCAAGAAAAACCUGCCCAAAGAAAAAGAUUUUCUGGAGAACAACACCAAUAAUGCUAGCAAUAAAAAUAAUAAUUCCCAGAUUUCUUUGGAUUUUUUGCAGGCCCGACCAGUGUCAACUGGGCUAGGGUUGUCAUUGGAAAAUCCCCGGUUAGCCUCUUCCGGUGAAUCGGUUUUGCUUGGGCUGGUGAACGAUGAACUUGACCGUGAGUUGCAAAGACAGGAUGCUGAGAUUGAUAGAUACAUUAAACUUCAGGGAGAUCGUCUGAGGCAAGCUGUUUUAGAGAAGUUUCAAGCACACCAACUCCAGAUGAUCUCAUAUGUUGAAGAGAAGCUCAUGCAGAAACUCCAGGAGAAAGAGGCAGAAGUGGAAGACAUCAACAAAAAGAAUAUGGAACUUGAAUUGCGAAUUGAACAACUUGCAUUGGAAACCAAUGCUUGGCAACAGCGGGCAAAAUACAAUGAGAACAUGAUCAACAACCUCAAGUUUAAUCUCCAGCAGGUCUACGCACAAAGUAGAGAUAGUAAAGAAGGGUGUGGUGAUAGCGAAAUUGAUGAUACAGCCUCUUGCUGCAAUGGUCGGGCUAUUGACUUCAACCUCUUUCGCAAGAAUAGUAAUGAAAUGAAGGAGUUGAUGACCUGUAAGGUUUGUAGAGUCAAUGAAGUGUGCAUGCUUUUGUUACCUUGUAACCAUCUGUGCCUGUGUAAGGAGUGUGAUAGUAAGCUUAGUUUUUGUCCUUUGUGUCGUUCCUCAAAGGGUAUGAGCAUGGAGGUUUAUAUGUAA